Molecule: messenger RNA, 1501 nt
Organism: Coffea eugenioides
Lineage: Eukaryota; Viridiplantae; Streptophyta; Magnoliopsida; Gentianales; Rubiaceae
Product: F-box protein SKP2A-like
Exons: 5
Coding region: 182-1291 (369 amino acids)
Biological process (GO): SCF-dependent proteasomal ubiquitin-dependent protein catabolic process
Cellular component (GO): SCF ubiquitin ligase complex
Molecular function (GO): protein binding
Source: RefSeq, a predicted model, not a curated record
UUUCUGUUUCUGUGUACUUCAAAAGUGUCUUACUUCCUCCUUAAAAAGACCGCUGAAAACCUGUAUAUUUCCUACCUCAAUUAACUCAGUUUUUGACCAACCAGGGAUUUAUUGGGCAGUGUGUACAUAAAGAUUCCAACUUUAUAAGGGGAAGGUAGUAAAGGCUAAAGGGUUGAUUGAGAUGAUAGGUGAGAAUAGUCUGAACUUGUGUUUUGAGAAGCUGAUGGUUUUCGGAGGAGGAAAUUGUAAUAAUGGUAAAAUGGGUGGGGCUGCUGGAAGAGAGAUCACCGAGUGGAAGGAUAUUCCUGUGGAGUUGUUGUUGGGGAUUGUUUCACUUGUUGAUGAUGAUAGAAUUAUGAUUCUGGCUUCUGGGGUUUGUAGUGGCUGGAGGGAUGCCAUUUCUUGUGGUCUCAUCCAUCUGAAUCUUUCUUGGUGCAAGAAGAACAUGAACAAUUUGGUUCUAUCACUAGCUCCAAAGUUCACAAAAUUGCAAGUUCUAAAUCUGCGACAGGAUAAACCGCAGCUUCUAGAUGAUGCUGUCGAGAUGAUUUCUAAAAAUUGCCAUGAUCUACAAGACCUGGACCUCAGCAAGAGCUUCAAGCUUACUGAUUACUCCUUGUAUGUCCUUGCUCAUGGUUGUCCAAUUCUUACAAGGCUGAACAUAAGUGGGUGCUCGGCUUUCAGUGACAAUGCUCUCGCCUAUCUGGCAAGAUAUUGCAGAAAACUUGAAGUCUUAAAUCUUUGUGGGUGUGUUAGAGCUGCAACUGAUACAGCAUUGAAGGCUAUUGGGCAUCAUUGCAAUCAGUUGCAGAUCGUGAACUUGGGAUGGUGCGAGAAAGUUAGUGAUGCUGGGGUAACAAGUUUAGCAUAUGGCUGUCCUAAUUUAAGAGAGCUUGACUUGUGUGGCUGUAUUCUUAUAACAGAUGAGAGUGUGAUUGCUUUGGCGACAAACUGCCCUCAUCUGAGAUCUCUUGACCUGUAUUACUGCCGGAACAUCACAGACAAAGCAAUGCAUUCUCUAGCUCAAAGUGGAGUCAAGAACAAGCGUGAGAUGUGGGAGUCUGUGAAAAACAGAUAUGGAGAGGGGCUUGUACAUUUGAACAUCAGCCAGUGCACAGCCCUUACUCCUCCAGCAGUUCAGGCAGUAUGUGACUUGUUUCCUGCUCUCCAUACUUGCCCCGGCCAGCAUUCUCUCAUCAUAAGUGGCUGUCUUAACCUCACAUCUGUGCAUUGUGCCUGUGCUGUCCAGGCACACCGGGCUCUUGCCGCAACCCCCCAUCCAGCUCUUUAAACUGUGUUUGGGAGAUUCCAUGAACUUGAUGUAAGCUCCAGAUGAAGGAUCAUUUUUCCUUGUACAUAUUCCUGUGUUCACUGUAUGAUGGACAUUUAAGAUUUGUGGCUUCAUAUGCCCUUUUAUACUUCCAUUUCUGCAGAGUUUGUUGGUUGUGUUACCAUAUACUGAUUUCAAUCAUUAUCAUGCAAUCUUAGCCUUGUUGAAACU